This is a messenger RNA of Telopea speciosissima, 1248 nucleotides long. Its product is annotated as F-box/kelch-repeat protein At3g23880-like. The record is from RefSeq and is a predicted model, not a curated record. The transcript is spliced from 3 exons. Lineage: Eukaryota; Viridiplantae; Streptophyta; Magnoliopsida; Proteales; Proteaceae. The coding region runs from base 1 to 1248 and encodes 415 amino acids.
AUGAAGAGGAUUUCUGGUUGGACGGAAUUGUCCAAUCUUCCGGAUGAAGUCAAAGAUUUAAUCUUAUUGAGUCUACCUGUGAAGACUGUCUUGCGAUUCAGGUGCGUAAUCAGAGACUACUUGCGAUUCCAUAACCCUAAUUUCAUUAAAAUGCACUUGAAUCGACAGAUUGAAAUCCACGAUGAUGCCUCUACUACUAUCGUCAUUGCAACUGCUUAUAAGGUAUAUAAAGCAGAUCUUGGCACACUUGGCAACCCAAUCCGUAUCGAUUUACCUUUCCUGAAUCCGACCUCCUCAUGCCCAAUUCGAUUGCUAGGUUCUUGUAAUGGGUUGUUAUGCUUAACUCAUUGGGCACGUGACAGAUACAUUGUGUAUUUGUGGAAUCCUGCUACAGGAGAGUACAAGCAAUUGCCAGGACAUAAUAACCAUAAAAAGCACUACAUCGUUUUAGGGUUUGGUUAUGAUCAUACUUCUGGUAAAUUCAAGGUUCUGGCAUUUUCAUAUGAUGCAGUGAAGAAUACAAAAGAAGUCUUUGUAUACACAUUGGGGACAAGUUCUUGGAGAAGCAUUGGAGAAUUUCAGUUCCCUCGUGAGUUAACAUGGCAAACAUGGCAGGUGUUUGAAGGUUGUCCCCAUUGGAUUAUGACUGGUUUGAAGUCCAUUGUUAUAUUUAGUGUUGGAAAUGAGAAUUUUAAGGAUAUUCCAAUGCCCCCCAUUGACAUUGCUACAACAAGAUCCCACUUGACUGCAUUGGGAGGUCGUCUUUCUAUAUAUUGUUAUGUAUCUAACCUGAAACGUCAUGAAUUAUGGGUGAGAGUGAAUGAUGGAUUGGAGCAUACUUGGACCAAACACCUCUCCUUUAAUGACUCAGUCAUACCUGGAUAUCUUAAUGGAUACAUAGAUAAAACUGUGGUGUGGGGCUUCAAGAAUGGUCAACUUUUACUGGGACAUAAAGGACCAUCUUUAUUUGACCCAGUGACCGGUGAUGUUAAAGCUCUGUAUCUUCCUGGUCAUCCAAAGUACUUUAAAGUUUAUUCCUAUAUCGAGAGCCUCGCAAUGCUCAAUGUUGAAGAUAGAGUGGAUGUGCAUCAGAACUCGUUAAAUGGAGUAAAGACUUACAGGGAACAGACAAUAUGUGGAAUUCACGGGACUACUGCAAGGACUACAAGAGAUGGGAGGAGGAACAGGACUGUUGCUGAUAAUAUUAAACCUGAUCCUUUAUUGGUUAUUAAGAAUGCUAACCGGUGA